Rosa chinensis is the source of this 5237-nucleotide messenger RNA. RefSeq names its product putative calcium-transporting ATPase 13, plasma membrane-type. Lineage: Eukaryota; Viridiplantae; Streptophyta; Magnoliopsida; Rosales; Rosaceae. The coding region runs from base 334 to 3456 and encodes 1040 amino acids. Gene Ontology annotation, cellular component: membrane; intracellular membrane-bounded organelle. The transcript is spliced from 2 exons. Gene Ontology annotation, biological process: calcium ion transmembrane transport. The record is from RefSeq and is a predicted model, not a curated record. Gene Ontology annotation, molecular function: ATP hydrolysis activity; P-type calcium transporter activity; ATP binding.
ACAGCGAGAACCAGCACAGAACACACAAUUACAAAUCAUUUGUGAUUACUUCUCUUCCUCCAUCUUUCUUGGAAAAUGCUGCAGACGCGCAGAGAAACUUUCAUUCCAAGUAAUUAGAUUAUAAGAGGGCAUUAGCAUGCAAGGUGAUGUACAAACAUUAGCUUUGCAUUUUAUUGCAUUCUUCCAAUACUACGUACGAGAUAUCCUUUUGCAAACUUGAGCAUUCUCAACUCAAUUGUUACACAACCCCUCUUCGACCUGUCAAUAGUACGUUCUUUGCUGGCAAUCGAUCGAUCCGAUUAGUUUCUGUAAUACACCUUGCAGUUAUAGAGCAUGAGUAGGUCAACCUUCAGUGCCCUGCAUGAAAAAGGGGGAAGCAAUAUUGGGUUGAUUCUUGAUGUUCCGAGAAGUAGUCUCGGCAUGAGCAAAAGAAAAUGGCAUUCUGCUUUCAUCACCAUCUAUUGCUUUAGAGCCUUCCUCUCUUUACGACCUUCUACUCUUCCCAAACAUACCAACUCCACAUUCAUAUCUCGCACACUCACUUACUCCAUUGUUAGAGUCGAGCCAGCCUUGGUCCCAGCCAUUAAUGGAUUCAAAGCAGACCCAAAAAGCCUCACUGAGCUUGUGAAGGAGAAAAAUCUCAAAGAGCUCUUGGAGCUUGGAGGGGUUGAAGAAGUAGCAUCAGCUCUCAAAACUGAUGCAGAGCAUGGAAUCAAUGGUGAUGAUACUGAAGACGCUGCGCGCAGACAUCAAGCAUUUGGUUCCAACACAUACAAGAAACCGCCAACGCAAGGAUUCCUUCAUUUUGUGUGGGAAGCCUUCAAAGACAUCACAAUUCUCAUUCUUUUAGGCUGUGCUGCACUCUCUCUUGGUUUUGGUAUCAAAGAGCAUGGAUUAAAAGAAGGUUGGAUUGAUGGUGGAAGCAUUAGUCUUGCGGUCAUUCUGGUGAUUUCUGUUUCAGCCAUUAGCAACUACAGACAGAGCAGACAAUUUGACAAAUUGUCCAAGGUCAGUAGCAAUCUCCAAAUUGAGGCCGUGAGAAAUGGAAGGCGCCAACAGAUUUCAAUAUUUGAAAUUGUGGCUGGUGAUGUCAUCUGCUUGAAGACUGGAGAUCAAGUACCAGCAGAUGGAUUGCUUCUAGAUGGCCAUUCUUUAUCAGUAGAUGAAUCAAGCAUGACAGGGGAGAGCGACCAUGUUGAGGUAAAUGCCACUGAGAAUCCUUUCUUGUUCUCUGGGACUAAAAUCGCUGAUGGUUAUGGCCGGAUGCUUGUCACAUCAGUAGGGAUGAACACGAACUGGGGUGAAAUGAUGAGCCAAAUCAGCCAAGACAACAAUGAAAAGACACCUCUGCAAGAACGUUUAGACAAGCUAACUUCGUCCAUAGGUAAAGUUGGUCUGGCAGUUGCUUUCUUUGUUCUUGUAGUCAUGUUGGUCAGAUACUUCACAGGGAAUACAGAGGAUGAGAAUGGAAACAAAGAGUACAAUGGCAGCAAGACAAAAUCUGAUGACAUAAUAAAUGCCAUCAUUGGGAUUGUAGCGGCUGCCGUUACAAUUGUUGUGGUGGCAAUUCCAGAAGGUCUACCAUUAGCUGUCACUCUCACUCUUGCUUAUUCCAUGAAGAGAAUGAUGGUCGAUAAUGCAAUGGUGCGGAAGCUCUCUGCUUGUGAGACCAUGGGAUCUGCUACAACAAUUUGUACCGACAAAACAGGUACUCUGACCAUGAACCAGAUGAAGGUGACUAAGUUUUGGUUGGGGAAAGAAUCUGUGGAAGGAGAAGCUUAUUCAUCUAUUUCUCCUUAUGUUCUCGACUUGAUCCAAGAAGGGGUUGCUCUCAAUACAACUGGUAGUGUGUACAGGCCUAGCUUGGAUUCCGAAGUUGAGAUCUCUGGCAGUCCAACUGAAAAAGCCAUUCUUUCAUGGGCGGUACAUGGGUCAAAGAUGGAUAUGGAGAAAGUGGUGAAGACUUGUAGCAUUCUCCAUGUCGAAGCCUUUAAUUCGAAGAAGAAACAAAGUGGAGUUCUAGUGAAGAGAAAGGCAGAUAACUCCAGCCAUGUACACUGGAAAGGAGCAGCAGAGAUGAUACUAGCAAUGUGCACAAGUUACUACAAUGCGUCUGGACUUGUUAAGGAUAUGGAUGAGAAUGAAAAAAGGAAGUUUGAGCAUAUUAUUCAAGGUAUGGCAGCUAGCAGCCUCAGAUGCAUGGCGUUUGCAUAUAAACAAGUUCCAGCAGAAGAGCGACUAAAUGCAGACCAGAAAUUUGUAUUAAAGGAAGAUGGAUUAACCCUAUUGGGACUUGUGGGUCUUAAGGAUCCAUGCCGUCCGGGUGUGAAGAAAGCAGUUGACGAAUGUAAAUAUGCAGGGGUGAAUGUCAAAAUGAUUACUGGUGACAAUGUUUUCACCGCGAAAGCCAUAGCUACUGAAUGUGGGAUACUCGGGGCUAGUCAGGACAUGUUCGGAGCAGUGAUUGAAGGUGUGGAAUUCCGCAACUACAUGCCAGAAGAGAGACUGGAGAAAGUUGACAAAAUUUGUGUGAUGGCAAGGUCUUCUCCUUUUGAUAAGCUUCUAAUGGUGCAAUGCUUGAAACAGAAAGGUCAUGUAGUUGCAGUUACCGGUGACGGCACCAAUGAUGCACCGGCACUGAAAGAAGCUGAUAUAGGACUUUCUAUGGGGAUUCAAGGAACAGAAGUUGCCAAGGAAAGCUCGGAUAUUGUGAUCAUGGAUGAUAACUUUGCUUCAGUUGCUACAGUUUUGAUGUGGGGAAGAUGCGUGUACAAUAAUAUCCAGAAGUUCAUCCAAUUCCAGCUCACUGUCAAUGUUGCAGCUCUUGUGAUCAACUUUGUAGCAGCAGUUUCAGCAGGUCAAGUCCCAUUAACAGCAGUUCAGUUAUUGUGGGUGAACUUGAUCAUGGACACACUUGGAGCUCUUGCUCUAGCCACAGAAAAACCAACAAGAGAACUUAUGGAGAAGCCACCAGUGGGAAGGACAGCACCUCUCAUCACAAACAUCAUGUGGAGGAACCUCUUGCCUCAAGCACUGUACCAGAUAACUGUCCUCUUGAUCUUACAAUUCUGGGGGAAAGCAAUCUUUGGUGUCAGUGAUAAGGUAAAGGACACAUUGAUCUUCAACACUUUUGUGCUUUGCCAGAUCUUUAAUGAGUUCAAUGCAAGAAAGCUAGAGAAGAAGAAUGUCUUCAAGGGAAUACACACCAACAAGCUGUUUAUGGGGAUCAUCGCGGUGACAAUUGUUCUUCAGGUUGUGAUGGUGGAGGUUCUCAAGAAAUUUGCAGAUACAGAGAGGCUGAAUUGGGGACAAUGGGGUGUAUGCAUUGGGAUUGCAGUCAUCUCUUGGCCAAUUGGUUGGCUAGUCAAAUGUAUCCCCGUUCCAGAGAAACCCAUAUUCAGUUAUCUGAAAAUGAAGAAAAAUAAGCAUUCUGUUUCAAAUAAACUGGCCCGAUAACCAUCAUGCAGGAUUGGAUAGUUUUUGUCUAGCUCUAUACCAGGAACAUUUGGAUGAAGUUAAGGAUGUCAUUAUACACACUUCUUCCGCACCUCUAUUUGGCAACAUUCAACUAUGUAGUCAACCCUUCCCGAUCAAGCAUUGCAGCAUUAGAAGCUUGUUCCAACCUUCUCCAUUUUCUUUUGUGGUGUUGCCGAAAUUCCAGGCAUUCUUUCACUCUUGUACCAAGUGUUCCCUAAGAGCCUGGAAUGUCCCACAUUUGGAGCCAAACGGGUUUGAGUUUAAACAUUGUUGCCAGUGAUCAUGUCUUCAAACUGCUUUCUUCCCUACUGUUUCAUCUUUACAUGACUGCUAUACCUUGAAUAAUCUGCUCAAGUUUCAAUAUUCAUUGUCAUCCAGAUCUUUACCAAGCCUAGCAGCAUUACUGUAACUCGUGAACAUUAUGAGUAUCAUCUGUGCAGUUACUUUUAAAUGAACUUGUCUGCCUUCCUCUUCAUCAUAAUUCCACAUCAUCUCUUCUUCAAAUAGGCCUUACAUGGAGAAUGCUGCAAUUCUUCACCAUUUUCUCAGCGGGACUGCUGAGAUUUCAAUUUCUGAUGAAUCCAAGCUAGACCUUGUAUAGACUACCACUUGCGCCUAUUUCAUUGGUAUAGUUGUUGUGGUUGAGCCCAUAGUCUGACAGCAGAUUGUUCCUAUCAGCCCCCAUUUCUCUCAUGGAAAAAACAAGAGUAAGAGUCACAACCGAUAUCUCUCUUCCGGAACUUCGGGCUUUACUACCACAGCAAAUUAACUGCUACAACCCAAUUAACCAGGAGGUGUACCAUGUCAUCACCAUUGUCUUGCUGAAAUUAUGCUCGUUAUUUCCUUUCCCAUCUUUUGUAUUUCCAGCAAUUAUGUUUAGUAUCCAACAAACUGACAAGACCUUGAGAACUAGAAAGCAUCUCUGAAACCUGCAUCAACCUAUCCAUGAGACUAGUUUGUUGACGACAUGAAAUGAGGUUCACGUACUGGUAUCACAAUUGGUUUCCACCGGCCAAUGUAGCAUGCAUCCUAAAAUAUGCAUCAGCAAUUUUAGACACAGAAAAGCAAGAACAAAUUCCGGCUAUUGUCAGUCACCUCUAUCAUGCUGCAUGCAUGAACUAGUAACGAAAUGAAGCAUGGCAUCAUCACCAACUACAAUUUCAAAUAACAUGGUUUAUUCCGUAUCAGCUGGAAUUUCUUUCUGCAGUCUCCAAGGAAAUGACAUCACCAACUAGAAUUUGGAGUAUCGAAAUCUCUCACAGCUUUAAUGUGGACAUUAACAUGGUUACCUUGUUUGAAUACUGAGAGGAUAAUACUGCAAGGUUUUUGAAGGUUUUUCCACACAAAAUGGAAGAACCCUUGUGUGGGUGGUUAUUUCUUGUAUUUGGGUCCGGUUGACACAUUUCAUCAAACACCUAGUGGGCUUCACCAUUAAUUGCUAGCUCUACACCAAUCUUCAGAGCUAAUGCUCACUUCUUCAGCCCUCCUCCCAACUCCUGGAACUGAUGUGGACUUUUGCGGCAUUGGGCUCGCUCUCUUGGUUUCUCAAACCUAUAUUCUAUAUUUCAACGCCUUAUUCUGCAAGGGAAUCCACCACGAGUCCUUACGCUCCGUCGUGACGAGCUGCCAUUGAUGUUAUGUUGUUAGAAUAGUUUUCAAAUUAUAAAGAGGGAAAAAAAUACAAACAGUACCCAAAUUAUGGGCCAUUAAUAAUUUUCGUACCUUAACUUCAAAAACUAUCAUUUUGGUACCUGGACUUU